CCCCGAGGCCUGGCCGAUGGCGACUCUGUGGCAGUGUGGGGAGGAGGGAUUGAGGACUUCGGGGGCCCAGACCUUGAGUGGGACCCUCUGGCUGGAGCAACCCCAAGGGGGUCCCGAGCCCCAGCCAGGCUGGAGGUGGAUGGAGGCCAGGAUGAGUGUCUCUGCUUCGUCCUCGGCGACUGCCUGGCAGGCCUGGGGCACAGAUCAGGGUCAGAAGAGGGGAGAGCUCACCUCUCUGGGGCCCUCCAGGAAAUGACCCCUGGGGCGGGGGCGGGGGCGGGGGGGGUGCUCUUGAGUGAUCGUGCCAGACAAUGGACAAAGGGGACUGGGGUUUCCAGAGCCAAGUGCCUUCUGAGCCCAGCUGGUGGGCCGGGCUAUAAAGCCUGGCCUCCUGGGGCUCCGACCGAGCCCGAGGGCAGACAUGGCGGCCAAGUGCAUCCUCCUGGGCUGCGUCCUGGUGCUGCUCUGGGUGUCCGUGGCUUGGGCCGAGGUCCUGGUGCAGCCCGAUUUUGAUGCCAAGAAGUUCUCAGGCCGCUGGUACGUGGUGUCCAUGGUCUCCGACUGCAAGGUCUUCCUGGGCAAGAAGGGCCAUCUGCUGAUGUCCUCCAGGGUCGUCAAGGCCACGGCAGGCGGCAACCUCAGCGUCCACAUGGAGUUCCCCCGGGCUGACGGCUGCAACCAGGCGGACGCCGAGUACCUGAGGGUGGGCUCCCAGGGCCACUUCAGAGUCCCAGCCCUGGGCUACCUGGAUGUGCGGGUCGUGGACACCGACUACAGCUCCUUCGCCGUGGUCUACAUCUACAAGGAGCUGGAGGGGGCGCUCAGCACCAUGGUGCAGCUGUACAGCCGGACCCAGGAAGCAAGUCCCCAAGCUGUGAAGGCCUUCAAGGACUUCUACCCCACGGUGGGGCUCCCCGAUGACAUGGUGGUCAUGCUGCCCAAGUCAGACACAUGCUCCUCUGGGGACAAAGAGGCUCCCUGACUCCUCGGGAGACCCACCGUGGCCCUUCCCAGGAAGCUUCCUCUGACUUCCUACGGCUGCCAUAACAAAUCACCACAUACCGGUGGCUUCGAAGGACAGAAAUGUAUCCCCUCUGACGUUCUGAGGCCGCAGGUCCAAAGUCAAGGAGGGGGCAGGCCUGGCCCCUUCUGGAGGCUCCAGGGGAGAACCUGGCCUCUCCCGGUGUCUGGUGGUGCCGGAGGUCCUUGGCGUCCCUUGGCUUGUAGACCCGUCCCUGCCACCUCUGCCUCGGCUGUCACAUGGCCGCCCUCCCUCUCUGUGUCUGUGUUCAAAUUUCCCUCUUCUUACGAGGACACCCGUCACGGGAUGCGGGGCCCGCCCUCAACCCAGGGCGGUCUCGUCUCGGUCCUUAACCGAUCACAUCUGCAAAGACCCAGACUCCAAGUAAGGUCCCGUUCUGAGGUCCUGGGUGGACGUGAAUCUGGGGGGACGCUGUCCGGUGUGCUGUGUGUCCCCACAGUGUGUGGCUCCCUCCCUGGGGUGCUGGGCCUGGGAUCUCAGUCUCUCCGGGAGAGUCUCAUGAGGUGGGCGCUGCCGCUAUCUUCUUGUUCACUGCCGUCACGGGGCUGGGUCCCAGGAGCCCUUGGGACAUGGACGCGGGUGGACUCUUGGGGACACCCUCCCCCAAAAGCGUCACCAGGAACCCGUGCCGCCCCUUACCAAGUUCGUAGUGCAAAACUUGGGAACCUACGUUAGACGAUAGGUGAUAGGUGAGACGUGACAGUCCUGCAGCGUGGGAGGCCACCCUGCGGCCGCCCUGGCAGGAGAGGGUGUGGGGGGUGCUUCUUCCUCAGCCUGCGUGCCCGUCGUCCCGCUCUCCCUGGCCGUCCUGGCUAUGCACCUAGGGGGGCGUUCGGGCUGUUUUAACUCCCCGUGGCUCUGCAAUACGCCUGCCCAGCCUCCCGGCUUUGCCCCUACCACGGGUGCAGCUGUUUUAGGCGGGAGGAGAGGAGGGAGGGAAUUGUGCCAAAUCACGCACCUUCUGGAAGGCUCUGCCUUUGGAGCGUGGGAGCCCCAUCUUCCUGCUGCGUGCCAUACCCUGACUUUCAAGGUAAAGUGCCCCAAGUGGGCCACUCCGGUGCUGAAUAUGGGGUGUUGCUGCGGCUUAGUGGCCGUUCUGGGGCUGUCUUGCCACGCCAGCCCCUUAUCUCCUGACAGCGAGCAAGUGAGGCUCCGGGAGUGUGGCAGGUGCCCAGGCCACGGCAAGGUGCUGGACUCGGCCUGGGGCCUCCGGGGCAGCAGCGGUGGCAUUGGCUUGCCCUGGCCGGGCAGGCGACGUGUGACGGGGGCCGCGAGAGGGGCCCGAGUGUUUGCUGAGUGACUGGGUGCAUGCGGUGAUGGUGCCUUUCCU
Messenger RNA from Felis catus (domestic cat), 2372 nucleotides. It is a transcript of the gene LCN15, whose product is annotated as lipocalin 15. The transcript is spliced from 7 exons. Lineage: Eukaryota; Metazoa; Chordata; Mammalia; Carnivora; Felidae. Bases 422 to 982 code for a protein of 186 amino acids. Gene Ontology annotation, molecular function: small molecule binding. The record is from RefSeq and is a predicted model, not a curated record.